Molossus molossus (Pallas's mastiff bat) is the source of this 921-nucleotide messenger RNA. It is a transcript of the gene ZNF593, whose product is annotated as zinc finger protein 593. The transcript is spliced from 3 exons. Bases 224 to 628 code for a protein of 134 amino acids. NCBI's taxonomy places the organism in Eukaryota, Metazoa, Chordata, Mammalia, Chiroptera, Molossidae. Gene Ontology annotation, molecular function: nucleic acid binding; zinc ion binding. The record is from RefSeq and is a predicted model, not a curated record.
AAGUUAGGACACUUUGUUGGACCCUGCCCAGGGCACCGUCACUGAUAUGUACGGCCACCAGGGGUCGCUCCAGACGCGGCCCGCGCGAGUGACGUCAUCAGCUGCAGUCUAGCCCCUCCUGCCCCGCCCCCGGGCGUCGCAUGGCGUCAUUGAACAGUCCGGAAGCGCCCGCACGUGAGCUUCCAAGUCGGCUGUGGGGCCUCCGGCUCCGCCGACACCAGCCAUGGGUCGCUCCCGCCGGACCGGUGCUCACCGAACGCACUCCCUGGCCCGCCAGAUGAAGGCGAAGCGGCGGCGGCCAGACCUGGAUGAGAUUCACCGCGAGCUACGGCCCCAGGUUCCCUCAUGGCCCCGGCCAGACCCGGGCGCCCAGCCCGACCCCGACCUGCCAGGGGGCGGCCUGCAUCGCUGUCUGGCCUGCUCGAGGUACUUUAUUGAUUCCGCCAACCUGAAGACCCAUCUCCGAUCCAAAGACCACAAGAAAAGGCUAAAGCAGCUGAGUGUAGAGCCCUACACUCAGGAAGAGGCUGAGAGGGCAGCAGGUAUGGGCUCCUAUGUGCCCCCCCAGCGGCUGGCUGUGCCCUCAGAAGUAUCCACUGAGGUCCCUGAGAUGGACACGUCUACCUGAUGUAGCCAGAGGAUGUACAGCCAAGGAGCUGCCCAUGGACAAUGAUGCAGGGCUAGGCUGGGAGAGACUGUGACGACCUUUUUGGGCCCUGGAUUUGUGGAGUGGAUGGCCUCUUCUGGGGGCCCUCCCCCUCAAAUAAAGGAACUGGAUAAAGAGUGCUUGCUUUUACUCCCUAACCUCCAGGCCUCCCCCAACUCCUGCCCUGUAAGGAUUUGUCUACUGGUCUCGUGUGCAGGACCCAGUGUGUCUAUUCCCUACUUGGUCCAGCUUUGGAACCUGCAUCUUUGCCUGGA